Haliotis rufescens (red abalone) is the source of this 9679-nucleotide messenger RNA. RefSeq names its product CAP-Gly domain-containing linker protein 1-like. The transcript is spliced from 32 exons. Gene Ontology annotation, biological process: cytoplasmic microtubule organization. Bases 193 to 4026 code for a protein of 1277 amino acids. NCBI's taxonomy places the organism in Eukaryota, Metazoa, Mollusca, Gastropoda, Lepetellida, Haliotidae. The record is from RefSeq and is a predicted model, not a curated record. Gene Ontology annotation, molecular function: microtubule plus-end binding. Gene Ontology annotation, cellular component: nucleus; cytoplasm; microtubule plus-end.
GCAUGCGCAGAUGACUCAUAGGCAGCCAUUACACAGAAGACUUUGACAUGUCAGCGAUAAUAUAAACUAGUAGACUUCGAAAUACAAUGGAAUUAACAUUAUCACGGUUUGGAGAUUAGGGCAAUGACAAUCUUAAAGAAGAGACACAUAUUGGAGUCACAAAAUAAAAGUAGCAACUGAUACGACAGUAGAAUGAGCCUACCGCGUCCAACGGGGCUGAAGGCCCCAACCAAGAUUGGGCGGCCAGGGUCUGGGACACAGCGCCAGUCCGGGAUUCCUGCUCCUGGGUCAGGUUCAGGGAGUCGGCCCCAAAGUGCUCUAGCUAAGAGAGCAGCUGGAGUGUCAGCCAGUCAGGCGGAGAGGUACUCGACAAACCAUCUUCCUCAUCUCCGAGGUCCAGAAAACACACCUCCAGCAGGUAAUGGCACUGAUGAUCUCAAGAUCGGUGACCGUGUCUGGGUCGGAGGAACAAAGCCAGGAGUGAUUGCUUUCAUCGGUGAAGCACAAUUUGCUCCUGGAGAAUGGGCUGGGGUUGCCCUUGAUGAACCAAUAGGUAAAAACGAUGGCAGUGUAGCCGGGGUAAGAUACUUUCAGUGUGAGCCAAUGAAAGGAGUGUUUUCUCGUCUGACCAAACUGUCCCGGACUCAAGGUCUGAUUUCAGCCCCGACGCCUAAACCUACCGAUGCUGGGAGCGACACAUCCACCAGCCAGAGCAGUGCCCAAAACGGGACAGCGAAUCACACACCUGCUCGAUCACAAACUCCACGAAUUGGACUCUCUGGAUCGAAGUCCAAAUCAGGCUCCAAUGUGAGCUUGAAUAAAGACUCGCCACCUACCUCUACCCCCAAUCUGCAUCGAGGAGGCCUUGCCAUGACCAAGCAUGGGGUUAAGGUUGGAGAUCGUGUUGUUGUGAGUGGGUCGAAGAGUGGAAUCCUGAGAUACGUAGGACAGACUGAUUUUGCAAAAGGAGAAUGGGCAGGGGUGGAGCUUGAUGAGCCACAGGGGAAGAAUGAUGGUGCUGUUGCUGGUAAAAGGUCAAGCCGUCAAAUGAAGUACUUUGACUGCCGACCCAACUUUGGGUUGUUUGCACCCAUACACAAGGUCGCCCGCUAUGCAGGAGGGGCAACUCCUAGCCCUCAGACACGGAACUUGGCAAACACCAGCUUGCGUAGUGCGCGUGAGCGAUCAGGAAGCCAGGAGUCAAUUAGUUCGGUCAGCUCAACCGCGUCUAGUGUAUCCCGGAGCCGGGUAAGGUUGGGCAUAACCUCCCUGGCCAAUCAGAUGAACCAAUCAAAUUUUGAGGCUUCCAAAAGCGGCCAAAGACCAAGCUCACUUAACUUGUCUGCUACCACAUCUGCCCUCCAGAAAGCACUUAAGGAAAAGGAAGAGCAUAUAGAACAACUGUUGAGAGAGCGAGACCUCGAAAGAGCUGAAGUGGCAAGGGCAGCUGCGCAGGUGGAUGAGGCUGAGGGUGAACUGACCCACGUGAGGCAGGACAAGGAACGGAUCCUGGCUGACAGUGAGACACAAAUCCUGCAGCUGAGGGCCAUUGUCCUGGAGUAUGAGAAGGAGAAGAAGGCAAUGACUGUCAAGCUGGAGGAAGAGAGGAGGAAGGUGGAAGAUCUGCAGUUCCAGAUUGAGGAGGAAGUAAUCAGCAAGGAUGAUCUGGAGUGUCGAACUGAAGAAGAUGAGGCCAAAUUGCGGGAGCUGGAACGCGGCCAUAAGCGUGAGAAGGAGCGAGCUGACAAGUUGGAGCAGGAGUUGGCAGCUCUCAAGGAAAUGGUUGCCCAGCAACAGACAAAACUGAAGACUAGUGAUGAAACUCAGACAACCUACUUGGAUCAGAUGGAGGAACUCACCUACAAACUCACCCAGGCUGAGAACAAGAUUAAGACGUUUGAGGCGUCAAGACUCGAGGAAGGUGCUAAGACAAGCCAGGUGAGCAUGGAUCUUGCAGAGAAGACGAACCGGGUGGUGGAUUUGGAGGAGGCCUUGUCGUCACAGAGGAAGGAGAUUAAACAGCUCCAGGACAAGCUGGUAGAAGUGCAAGAUGAACUGACAGACACAAACAACAAAAAGCAGAAGAUGCAGGAUAACAUCACAGACCUGACUAACAAACUUGAAGUGAAUGAAAAAGCCCAGUCUAAGCUCUCGGAGGAGGUCCGUUCCCUGAAGUCGCGGGGAUCAGACCUUCAGCGACAGCUAGCAACAAGCAAGGACAAGAUGGAUGAGCUCACUGAUGAUCGUAACAGAGUUGAAGCGCAGUUGGCCGACCUGAUGAAAAACUCGGGUGAUAACUCUAAGCAACUCUCACUGAUGAAUGACCAAGUAGCCGAGAAGACUAGAAAAAUCGUGGAUCUACAAAACGACUUGUCCAGUUCUACACAAAAGCUUGCAAUCCUUAAUGAAACAAUAGAACAAUUAAAGGCAGACCAAGAGAAGGAGAAGGAGGGUAUUGUAAAUAAAAGUAGAGAUGAUGUGAAGGUGCUACAGGGAACAUUGGAGGAUGUGCAAACUGAACUAGAUAGAACUAAAACUAAAAUAGGAAAAUUAACAGAAGAUUUUGAAAAAGAUAGAGUAGAAUUAGAACGGACAAAGGACGUGGAAAUUACUGACCUUAGGAAACAAUUAAGUGCCAAUGCCAAAGAACUGGAGAAACAAGAACUACAGACACAGGCCCACAAACAGGUCCUGGAUCAGAUCACCUUGGAGAGAGAGGCCAUGAAAUUUGAGAAGGAGAAGGCUGAAAAAAAUCUAAAACGUCUUGAGAGUGACAAAGAUGCUAUCAACACCGAGUUAAUUCAGUGCAGAGUUGAACUGUCUAAACUACAGGCAGAGACUCAGAAAAGCUCCACAGCUAAACAGGGCAUGGAGGAAGAGAUUCAGGUGGCCAAGGAAGAGCGGGAGAGGGCACUGAAGGCCAGGCAGGAGCUACAAAAGCAAUGUGAAGAUGUGCAAGCGGAAAAAGAGAAGGUUACCUCUGAGCGUAACCAACUUCAACAGGAUGCCAUGACAACCAAAGCAGAUAUACAGAAGAAGGACAUGCAGAUAGAGGAGUAUAAGAAGGAGGUGGAGAAAUUAAAAUCAGAAGCAGCCUCACAGCAAGAAGUUUUAAUGCAGAAAUCACAAACUGAGUCAGACAGCCAAGUUCUCAGUAAAGAUUUGGAGGACACAAAGCGUCAUCUGACGGAAGUCCAAGCCAGCUUGAAGGAGGCAGAGGCUGUCAAGCUGAAGAUGACGGCCGAGCUGGAGCAGUCUCAACUAGUCAAGGAGGAGCGAAAAAAGCUUGAAGAACAAACCAAAAAGCUUCAAUCGGAGAUGGAAGAAAACCGCAAAAGAUUUAGUGAAGACAAAGCCUCCUUGGAGUCUGCCAAAGCAGAGCUGCAGUCCAAGGUAGACAACUCUGCCAAGGAUCUCACCCACCACCAGUCCCAGCUGGAAUCCUACAAGAAAAAGGUGGGCGACCUUGAGACUGAGAAUCAGUCUCUGUCUGGCUACAGGGCUUCACUGCAGAGUCUGGAGAAGGAGAGAGAGGCUGAGAGGAACCAACUUCUGGACAAGAUCCACUCACUGGAGGCCGCCGUCAAGGAGAGUAAGAACAACGCCAACAACACCAACAACGGUGACACUGCUGGAGAUCCUGUGGUGGCUCAACUUCAGUCAGACAAGGAGGCAUCUGACAAACAGAUUGAAUUCCUUAACUCCGUGAUCGUGGACAUGCAGAGGAAGAAUGAGGAGAUGAAGCUGCGCCUGCAGGCCAUGGAGGCCGGGGUCUAUGAUAAUGGGGAUGCUGUAGAGGGCAUGGACAUCUCGCCAUCCCGUCCACGAUCAGCCCCUCGUCUGUUUUGUGAUAUCUGCGAUAUGUUUGACCUCCACGACACUGAUGACUGCCCCAAACAGGCCAUGUCAGAGAGUCCCCCACCCACGCAAUACCAUGGCGAUAGGAAGUCAACACGCCCCUACUGUGAUAUCUGUGAAGUGUUUGGCCACUCGACGGAAAACUGUGACGACGAACAAACGUUUUGAAGUGUGCAGUCAAGUCUUGUGGCAUCAAGAAGAGAUCCUGUUCCGCAUCAAUCUGCUCAUUCCGCAAUUUCAUGCCGCCUCUGUGUUACUUGUUACGAGACUCAAUGUUCGAUGUCUCUCUUGGGCUUGUUACACCUGACAGUGGGUCUUCUUGUGAUGAUGAGUGUAACUGUCAUUCAAAGCACAUACAAAAGAGGGAAGGGAAGUACAAAUGUAGGAAGUAAAGGAUAAACCAUUUCAAACAUAUCUGCCAGAGUCUCAGAAUACGGUAUUGGGAAAUGAAUCAUAUUUAUUUCUUAUAGGAAGCAGAAUAAAUAAAACUGGUUUAUUAUAGAUUUAAGGAUGUGUUGAUUUGUAUUAUAAUUUCAGCAUGUAUUGCGUAGUGUCCUUGUCAAGAUGAGAAAAUAUCUUAUGACCAAAUUUGCUAAAGCAGUUCUAGCAUUAUUUCUAGAGAUGCAUCCAUCUUUAAAAAUUCUGUGUUGCUGUCACUGUAUUGUUGGGACAGAAAUCGUGAGAUAGGCAUGAAAUGCUUUGUUUGCUGGUGGUCAUGGCAACUGACAAAUUUGGUCCUUGAAAAAUUGAUAUUUACCAUAUAUUGUUACACUGCUGAAAUUGUUCUUAAUUUCUACACACUGAAUUUCCUCAUGCUUCCUAAAAAUUUUCGAAAAAAUACUGUUCUGAGAACUAUCGAUAUGAUGGAAAGUCUCGUUUAGUAUCCUAGUAUCUAGUAUCCUAAUAAAACAAGAUAUACUGGAGCGCACUUGUGGGGCUGUAGAUCUUAUGACAUAUAAGCUUGUAGUCCUAUUUGCAUGACAUUUCAUGUAGUUAGUCAUUUGUGUUUAAAGGGAUUUACAAAUAUUGAAGCCAAGCUACAGCUUUAUUGUGGAGCUGUAAAUACCAACAAUAAUAGAAGUUCCAAAUGUAGGUGCACUUUAGUGGCAUUACUAUCCAAAGUGCUUGUGACACUUCACAAGAAGACCGACUGUCAUAAAUGUCUGUAAGUCUGAUCUCAGGGAUCUGUUAGCUAGCUGGGAGCAAAGCACAAUAGCAUGAGUUACUGGGGAAUAAAUAUUUUUAUACAGUUGCUAUAGUACCAUAUCUUCUUUGAUGAGUUUUCACAAAGGAUAUUUUGCAUAUUGAUAUUCUUUGAGGAGACUUCCUGCUGUAAUGUACCUAUGUAAAUAUUUACAGUCUUUCAGUAGAUUUUAAUCAAAAAUAUGCGUUAUCAAAUUCUGAGUUUUUCAGUUUAAUUGAAGAAUAUGGUGUAAUGUAAAUGUUUAAUGUCAUGCAUGAAUGGUAUGACAUGUAGUAUUCAUAUUUGUAGAAGUAUAAUAUAUACACCUUGUAUAUACGCCACAUGCAUGAUAAUAUAUAUUUAUCUUACUACUGAUAUUGAGGUACAUACAGUGUAUAUGGGACAAAUGUAUUUUAAUACAAAAAAAUAUUUUUACAACCUAGUAACUCAUGCUUAUUGUUGUUUGACCAAAGUGAAAAAAUUGAAAUGCUGUUUUCUGAAUGGCAUUGAUAUUGUCAACAUAUUGGUAACAAAUAUAUUCUGAAUGAAAUAGUAGGGCAUUAAAUGAAAUUAUUUGAUUAAAAUACGUAAUAGUUUUCAGAAUAAUACAGAUGACAUUUGGAAUGAAUUUAUCUUUUGUGUAGCCCAGGUACAAGAACAUCACACUUUGGAAAAUGAAAUCUCCACGUAACAUAAAUGCUCCACAUAGAUUGAUUCUUUGGUCAAACAAUUGAAACAAGCCAGUCAGUUUGUUAAAGGCACUUUGCUGGAUGGUUGCGAAGCUGCUGUGCCAGUUUGUUGUUUGUAUUUGUUGGUGACUUGCAAGACCAUCAUUCCCUAGCAGUGAUACUGACACUCAUGUUUGUGUGUGACAGCUGUCAUUGCAUGACCCUACUACCCAAUGCUCAUUGUGUCAUUACUGACACUGUGUCAUGAAAUGUUCAGUUCAGUGCAUUGAUGAUAUUAACUUCAGAUUGUAGCAUUCUGGGUUUAUAUUUACGUCAAUAUGAAAUAAAUUAUUAUUGCCACCUAAUUCUAUGUCAUACUGGCCCUUAUAGUUAAUUGUAGACAAAUCCUACUCCAGCAUCAUUAUAAAAUAUCUCAAAUUUUCACAGUUGAUGUAAUCAAACUGUGACAAAUGGUACAAACUCUCUCUCAAUAUAAAGAACUCAACUUUUCAUAAGUAACAUAGUCUUGGAUUGUAUAUAAGCAUAUUCACAUAAAAUAAGUAAUUAGUUGUGUUUUCAUGAGAAAGUAAGCAUCUCAUGUUUUGGAAACUUGCUGGUUUGCCAAUAAGUAUGUUAUAAAGGCUUAUGUCCUGUUGUUUGUGCAAGCUUGCCAGCCUGUGCUAUACCACAGGAAUUCUUAAUACUCAUAUGCUUUGUGCAAAAUGAAAAAGAAAAUUCAUUGGUUUAUGUUUAUCUGAUUUCCAUUGCAGUGUAGUAUGUGAUACUUCAUUCAGCUAAACAGUGAUACAAGUUUUUAAGUAUGUAAAUGUGGUUACUUAAUUAAGGCAAGUGGCACAAUAAGAAAUAUGUCCAAGGUCAAACUAAGACAUUGUUAUUUGGAAUAAAGAUAUGAUGCAUAAAGUGAAAGGACAUAUUGAUCUCAUGGUAUGAGUUUUAAGAAUGUAAGUUAAUAUGUAAUUUAUUGUCAUUAAUGCUCAUGUUUCACCAUAAUCACCAAGCAUGUCAAUGAAACCAUUCUUCAAGAAUUAAGAAAUAAACAAAGCCAAUUUUUGAGGUGCUAUUGUCUAUCUCACAUGAUAGAAUAUAACACUGGUACAUGGUUACAGGGAAAAUGUAAAGAUGAACGGUGUUCAGUUUGCAAUAUCCUCCUUGAAGUGUAAAGCUUGCUUAAAUUUGGUUCAAUUGUCUUGCUUCAAUCAGAAUGCAUUGAAAAGUCAGAGGUUGAAAUAUGACAAGACCGGGAGAAAGCAAUUAGUUUGUGCAACAUACAGACCCAGUUUAGGGGAUACAAUUAUGUGGAUAUGUGAUAAGUCAUGUCCAUCCAGAACGUAUAUAUUUGUUUCAAAUUAUCAAUUUCUAUCAUCAAAAUAUCUCCGGAGUGAUCCUUUUCUUUUCCUUUACAAACUGGCUAACUGUAGAAGUUGAGUGUCAUCUCCCUGAUAAUCAUUUCCCUACUUGGUACAUGUAUAGUUGUAUUCAAAAGACCAAAGAAUUAAGUGGAUGAUGCAUUUGAGUUGUACUAUUUGAUUGAAGCAUGACAGUGAGGACAGAUACAGUAAUAAGCUUAUGUGUCAGGUCUGUUUCCAUUUUGUAUAGGGUGUGUAUGGGUAGAUCUCUAACACAGUAGUCUUGUAUCAUUAUAGAUUAAUAUUAACAUUAUCAUUUGUACAUGGAUUCAUAUGUGGAGGAGCUUGUCCUAUGAUUAAGAGACACUAUGUUGCACCACACACUACUCAGGAUACACUGAAAUAUUGUUGAAGGGACUAUUCUCCAUCGUCUGGUGCCCAUUACCAUACUAAAUCUAUUGUAAUCAGUGUUUUGUUUUAAAAGAAGAUAUUGUGUAGUUUUAAUAAGGUAAUUAUAAACUGCUGAUUCAUCUGCUUAUGAAGUCAGUUAGCAGACAAACACGGGUUUGGCUUGAAUCACACUAAAUGGAAUUGCCAAUUGGCUAUUAUUUUGUCCCACUUCAAGGGCAGGUUUAAAGCCACUGGGUAUAGAUUCAUCUUUGAGAGUAAAGUUUAAGGCAGCCUCAUUUUUUGUUCGUGGUUGGUAACUGAUUGUCUUCUCAGUUUUACAGGUAAAUAGCUGUAGCAUGAAUCUUGAAUGUAGGAACUUAUUUGAGGAGGUAAUACCGAAAACAAAGUUCAUACUAAACAUGUGUUAACUUGAUACUGACAAACGUCUCAAUAUCUGUUAUGAACAAUUCUUAAUUCAAAUCUUUGAAAUUUGUAAAAGAAGAUCCUGAGUGGUGUCAAAAGUGGCAGAGUGAGCUUUCAUAUACUGUAUAAACUGUAUAGAGAGUGUGAGUGUAUUUGGAGUGUAGUGCUGUAGUUGUAGUCACUAUGUAUCAUGGCAUACACAACAUGACAAGUAAGCAUUCAUUUUCAAGGAAAUGCACAAAUACUAGUAUCUUCCCAAACCCAGACUGUUGUUUUCCAUAGUAUUUCCAUAAAAUGAAAUAUUUGUUCUCAUGUAGUGGUAUUUUCCUCCGUGAGAGGUUUAUGGUGAAUAACUAGAACAACUAGACUUUGAAUUCGGGUUCAGGUAUUUUUUUUCGGGUUAAUCACUUGAUACUUGUAGGAAUUUGUGUUUUAUUUCAUUCUGUGUGAUAUUCAAGUGAUUUUUCAUCCACUUUAGCCUGCUCAGUAAUUUCAGUGAUAUGCCGAUGCCUAGUUCUCUAAAUGGUGGCCUUAUGUAGACCAUAAUAUGGUGUUUGUUACCACAAACAUUGUAAAGUAGGCAUUGAUUCUACAAAAUAUGCUUGUCGGUGGCAUGUACUCUCUAUGGUCCUAUUUUCUUGCAAUAUUUGGAACUUUUUUAUUUGACAUCCAAUUGCAGAUUCUAUGUACCUAAUAACCUAUGAAAUAUGUGCUUAUUAUCAACUCAUCAUUUUUGCCAGAACAGUUGAACUUUAGCAGAUUUCAUUUUAUUUUGUUAAAAUGAGUUUUCUUUCUUAUUUCUUUCCUGACCCACAUUGGUGUCUUUGUUUCACUCUCUCAUCUUUUACUCCUAAGGCCAGCGCUACAACUAUGAUAUGAAGUUUAGGAGUCUCUCAACCCAUGAAUAUGAUGUAUAUUACACAGCAUGAAUAAAUGACUUUCAAUUUCCAGAAUCAACUUGGAAACUAAAAUCUGUUAAGCAUAUUGUUGUUUCUGGAAAUAUUCAUGUGGUGAUUGUGUGGUACAAGGUCAGUAGUAUUACCGUUAGUGUACAUUUAUGUAGAGUGCUGAUUUAAAAUUGCAAGUGCUAUUCUAUGUUAUUGUUUGAACAGUUCCCCAGCAAUUCUAGUGGGUAAAGUUAUUUUGUUGUUGGCACAACUGCAGCACAUGUAUGUAGCAUUAUCAAAUAUAAUGUAUUAAAGACUGCCACUUAAGAUUAGUUUGAUUUAUAAUCUGAACUGUUUCUAAACAUAGAUGCUAUGUUAUAUAAAGGCAUCUUAAAUUAUUAAGAAAUCUAUGAAAUUAUCAUAUUUUACAAACUAAAUAAUUAUUUAACUUCAUAUCCUGAAUUGAUAACUUGUUACACCUUUGAGUUAAAAUCAAAUAUAUGCACAUGUAAAUAUUUUCCUUUUAAGUUCAUUUGUAAAGUACAUUUUCAUUGUUCUAAAUUGAAUUUUACAUUAUGCACGAAGAAAAGUAAAAACUGGAUUGUAAAUAACUAAAUGAACACGUUUGUAUUGAUAUGAUGUCAAAUAUUGUCCAUUGCAUCACAAAACAUCUCUCUGUUGAUUCAUCUUUAAGGAACUCCCAGUAUAUACGUUGAUCUUAAAACCUAUUACAAGAUUUUAGCAAUGUUAUUGAACUACCCCUGUUGGAUGCCAUAUUGGUUUGUAGUAUUGCAAAUUUGCCAUUCCACUGAGCCUCUUCAAAGCUUCAUGUAUGUAAAUAGCUCUAAUGAACUGGUUUGUAUGCAUGUCUGCCUCUGUAAUAAAUACUUUUAUACCUGCUAA